Messenger RNA from Racocetra persica, 3210 nucleotides. Lineage: Eukaryota; Fungi; Glomeromycota; Glomeromycetes; Diversisporales; Gigasporaceae. The record is from the annotation of a GenBank genome assembly.
AUGGAAGAAGAUAGUGUUGAAAUACAAAUUGAAGAUAAUAAAGGUCCACCUGCAAUCCAUGAAAAAGGUCAAAUAAAAGAAUCGGCACUAUUUACAAAAAAUGCAGCAAUUAGUCAGGACGAAUCAUUUCUAGUUAUAUUUGAUUCAAUUGACGAAAAUUAUAAAAAUGUCACAAUACGAAUGUAUAACGUCAAUAUCGAUGAAGCAGGAAAUAAAGAUCUUUCUAAUCCAUUUGAACCAUUAAAACUUACACUUAAUUUUACCGAUGAGCAUGAAGAACAAAGUAGGUUGAUGGAGUCGAGUUAUUUUUCAGGUUGGUCUAUUGCUGAAUCAAAUGAAUCAAAUGAGUAUCAUGAAAGUUUUAGAUUGCUAGCAUUAUCUUGUAUAAGCGACAAUGAUAUGCUAGAUAUGCCAGAGGCGAAAAAAAAAAGUAGGCGUGGUUAUACUAAAGUGUGGAUGAUCGGAAAAGACUUUAAAGCCAAAGAAUGUAGUAGUAUAGAAAUAAAUGAUGGUGGAAUAAUCCAGUUUAUUUCUGGUGCAGAUGAUUUCACGCUUAUUUUGUUAAAAGGGAAUGGAAUAUAUAAACAUGGUUUACAAUAUUUAUCGAAUGACAUGAAAUUUUAUCAUAAGGUUUUACCAUUAAAUUAUCCAGAAAGAAUAACUCAUGCCUUAAAGUAUAACUGUGGUGAAUACGUUAGUAGAUAUGUGACCGUGCCACCGAGUGACAUCGUGCGUAAAUAUCUUUUGAGAUGCUUAAAUAGGCAUUACCUAUUAGUAGACACAUCCGAUAGAGAUCCAAACAAAAAUAUAGAAAUUUAUGAUUUAGAAACUCAUCAAUUAAUGAAUGUAUUUAAAAGGUAUAAACUUACUUUAUCAAUUUUGGAUCGUGAAAAACCUGGUGCAUUUACGGUAUCUAAUGAUGAAAAGAUAUUAGCGUACGUAUCUGGAAAUGACCUUAAAAUAUAUUUAAUAGAAAAUGGUCUUGAAUUAUCAUCUUUAUCAUGUAAAGGUGGCAUGUUUGAUGUGGAAUUUAUGAAGUUUGUCAUAAAUGAUGAAAAAUUAUUAAUAUUCAAAGCUAAUAUAACUGCGGCAGUCUGGGAUAUUUUUAAUUCUGUUAGAGAAUCUAUCGAAUUCAUACCUUUGGAAAAAAACAUAGCUUCAGGUUUAGCCAAGCAUAUGACGAGAAUAGUCAUUGGCCCUAGAUCAGAAAAAUUAGAAAACCUAGACAAAUUAGAAGAAAAAUUUGAAAAUAAGUAUUUUACGAUCCUUAAUAUAAGACCAUUCUUUGAUGAAAAUCAAAUAGCAUGGGAUAAAUUAGUUCUAAGUGAACAUUUGACAAGAUCAGGUCUUGAUUCGAAUUGGAAAGAACUAAUUCUUUCUAAUUGUGAAAGUAACAUAACUAACGCGAGGCCUAAUGCUUAUGCCAUUGAAGAAGAUGUUUCGUUAUUGGAUUUGGAAGAAUCUGAACUUAAGUAUUAUCAUGGAACAGAACCGUGGGCUGUUCAUCCUGCAGAAAAAAUAAUUGAUACUAAUUUUAAAGUGCGACCUUCGUUUUCAAGACAUGUUAUCUACCUUGAUAAAGAAAAAAACAUAAGACUCCUUAUAGGAAACAAUACUAUACAAGUUUGGCGUGGUAAAAAACUCGAAUUCAUUCAAAUCGUUAAUGAUGACCCCGAUGAACCAGAAAAACCUCAUGAAAAGUUCAAAAUUAUUAAAAUUAAAUAUGGUGUAGAAAAGGUUGAUCUUUUGAUUAGCAAAGAAGGAAAAAACAUCCAGAUAAAAAUAGAACAUGAAGAUGAUAUCAUCUACAUAGUAAGAAGUGCAAUCGAUGCACUUGUGUAUUUAGAUACUCAAAGUAAUUCUAUUAAUCUUGCUGUAGGCGGUAAACGUAUAAUAUAUAACGAUAUAGUUCAACAAACACGAAAUAUUAUUACAAGUAAUAGAAAUGAAUCGGCUAAUGAUUCUGAAAAAUGUAUUUCACGAAUCCUUUCUGUGAUCUCAAAAAGUGAUAAUGAAAGUAAUAGCAAAAAUGACAUCAAAACUGAAUUAAAGAAAGUCAAAAACAUUAUUGUGAAACACUCUUUAAGUCAUAAAAAAAUUGAACAAGAGCGUCCUCUCCAUUCAUGGCAAGUUCCAUUAAAAGAAAUUUUCCCUGAUGAAGAAUCGAAUAUCGAUGUGAUAAUGCUUACACUUUUCCUAGAAUAUUAUUCAAACAAUGCGAUGGAUAACAUCGGGUGGAUGAACGUCGUGUCUGAAAUCAUACCAUUAUUAUACGAAACAAAUCUCGACUGGUACGCUCAAGAGUUCCUUUACAAGCCUUGUUUUGGUAACAAAGCGUUAGAUUUGUCUAGUAUGAAGUUUCAUGCGGUUAAGAAAAGUUCCGAAAAUUCCUUAAAAGUCUAUAUUCCUAUAACGCAACUCAUUCCUCGUGGUGAAUCUUUGAGUCUUAAAAAUAUCAGUGACGAUGAAAUUCCUUACAUUAGAAUGGUACCUUUAAUUAAUUUUGCAACGAAUAAAAAAGCUCUAGAACCAAUGGAUAAAACUCGGCGCAUGAUUAUAAAACUUUUCUUACCUGGCAAAUACUCAUCUAUUGAAAAAGAGGAAUAUAGCCAUUUUAUUCGGCUCUUACGAAUGAUGAAUGCAGAUGAUGCAUUUUAUGAUAACCCUCAAUGGAAGCCAUUUAUUCUUCUUAAUCAUCCCUCCUAUAUAUCAUUAAAACAAGCACCAGAUGCUGAUAAUCCAUCCACAAAUAUAGUUAUUGCUGUACCUGAUAAUCCAUUCACAAAUAUAGUUAGUGCUGUACUUGCCACAUAUAAUUGGGAUUCAAUUCAAUUUAAUGCUUGGGAUUUUUGGCCCCUUGUUAUUAUUAGUGUAAUUGGUAGAUUUUUUUACAUUGUUAUAUUGGCAAAUGUAAUUAUUUCGUUUAUGAGUCAUGCAUUUGCAAAUGCGAAAGAAGAAAGUAGACGUGGCGUGCUCAGGUUUCAAAAAGAUUUGAUUUUUGACUAUGCAAUUCUUGAAGGAUCCUCUUUUACCUCUAAAAUAAAUAGUUUUGAUAGCCAAUUUAAAGAUAAAUUAAGAGUAAGGUAUAUAUGUUUUUUGUAUGAGCCAUUACUUAGUUAUGCAUGGAAACUACAAUCCGAAGAGAUUAGCCCAAAAUGGGUAGAAACGUAUGGAUUUUUUGCAAGGAAAGAAAGUUCUGAUAUUGAUGAA